This is a messenger RNA of Pseudonaja textilis, 1274 nucleotides long. The record is from RefSeq and is a predicted model, not a curated record. NCBI's taxonomy places the organism in Eukaryota, Metazoa, Chordata, Lepidosauria, Squamata, Elapidae.
AUGGCUAGAGGGCUCUUCACUGGCAGCAACCAAGAUGUCGGCAGGGCACUCGGCUUGGAGGGGGGGAUGCUCUGCCAGCUGAUCCGUUCCCCAGAUUACCACCUCUUCCCCAACUCGGCGGUUUUUGAGAGCAACUUCAUUCAGGUCACAAAGAAGGGGAAAUGGAUGGACAUCACCCACACCCCCACCAUUGUGACUCUGGCAGUGACCUCCUCGGACCCCUGCCUCCCUCUCCCCAACGUGCUCCUGAUGGCGAACCAACGGGCCCCACUUCGGGGGGUCCCCCCUGGCAGUCCCCGGCUGUCCCAAAUGGACCUGACCAGGCUGCUCCCCCUCCGGUACGUCCAGCUCUCUGUCCACAGUGCCUCUCAGCGCAUUUUGCGCCUCCAGACGGUGACCAAGACGGUGUAUUACCUGCAGCUGCACCACAAGCACCCAGAGGCCGUCUUUGCGCUCUGGAGCCGCCUGGCCAACAUCCUGGAGAACGGCCUCUCCACCACCACCAAGGACCCAGCCAUCCCCAUCCGCCACUGCCUGGUCUCCAGCCGUAGCAGCAGCACCUCCAGCAUCAGCCCCGUGGCCGAGCACUCUGAUAUGGUGAUGAGAAGCCCAGGGGUGAUCAAGAAAACGGGCAGGAAGGUGUCGAGCACCACCACCCAGUUCUCCCCAAGUCCCCAGCAAAACCUGGAAAAGCCCCGGAGAGUCUCCUUCCAAGCGCAGCAGCCGAGCCUGGAGGACACGUCGGGCCAAUCCAGCGACAUUAAAGUCCUCUACUACGACCUGCCUCCGCCGCUGGUGUGCUCCCGCUGCAAGGGCCGGCUGCCCAGGACCGAGCCGCGGAAGAGCCCCCUGGACUCCCGGCGCGCCGACUCGGAGGUGGAGCUGGCGCCCUGGAAGGACCGGAGGACCCACGGCCUCUGGCAGCAGGAGACGCCCACCUGGCUGCAGCCCCCCUGCCGCCUCAGCUGCCUCGCCGCCGCCGGCUGGAAAUAGGGCGGGCCGGGCCGGGGCGGGACCCCGGCGGGGCGCACGGCCGCCCGGACACGCCGCCGCCGCCGCCCAAGCGGGACGAGAAGCGACCGGCGGCGCCAAAGCGCGAAAGGAAUAAAUAAAGCUGCCGGCUGGACCCGGCCCAGGAGUGGCGCCCGCUUGCCGAGGAGGCGGGGCGGGGGGCGGUCGGGGGGCAGCUAACUCUGCUGGAUGUCUCUGGGCACAGCCAAGGCGGGGAGGGGGUGCGGGGGCUUCUAAUACCCCCCCCAACCCUCCUCCCGCCU